Messenger RNA from Condylura cristata (star-nosed mole), 5006 nucleotides. It is a transcript of the gene SNTB1, whose product is annotated as syntrophin, beta 1 (dystrophin-associated protein A1, 59kDa, basic component 1). The record is from RefSeq and is a predicted model, not a curated record. The coding region runs from base 283 to 1902 and encodes 539 amino acids. The transcript has 7 exons. Gene Ontology annotation, molecular function: protein binding; structural molecule activity. Gene Ontology annotation, cellular component: dystrophin-associated glycoprotein complex; intracellular anatomical structure; synapse. NCBI's taxonomy places the organism in Eukaryota, Metazoa, Chordata, Mammalia, Eulipotyphla, Talpidae.
CAACUGGCAGCUGUUUUUUUGCCCUUCUUCCUCUCCCCUGUUUCUAUCUCUCCUUCUUCUUUUAGGUUGCUCCACCCCGCCCAGGAUCAGGCGAGGGGGAACUGGGCUGCGGCCAACUGGCGCGGAGCGCGCCUGCAACUCCCGGAGCGAAGCCCCGCGCCGGUCCUCCUCCCGGCGGAGCGCGCUCUCCCCGCGGCCCCAGGCCCCGCGACCUCCCCCCGCAACCCUUCCCCACUUUUCCCCCCUUUUGCAAUCACAUGGCAUUUUAAGAAUGCCGGAAAGAUGGCGGUAGCAGCGGCGGCGGCGGCUGCGGCGGGGCCGGCAGACGGAGGAGGCGGCCGGGCGCAGCGGAGCGGGCUGCUGGAAGUUUUGGUGCGGGAUCGCUGGCACAAAGUUCUGGUGAACUUGAGCGAGGACGCCCUGGUUCUGAGCUGCGAGGAGGGCGCUGCGGCGUACAACGGCAUCGGGACGGCUACCAAUGGCUCGUUCUGCAGGGGCGCGGGCACCGGGCACCCGGGCACCGGCGGCGCGCAGCCCCCGGACUCGCCAGCUGGGGUCCGCACCGCCUUCACCGACCUGCCUGAACAGGUGCCCGAGUCCAUCUCGAACCAGAAGCGUGGAGUGAAGGUGCUGAAGCAGGAGCUGGGUGGGCUGGGCAUCAGCAUCAAAGGGGGCAAGGAGAACAAGAUGCCCAUCCUCAUCAGCAAGAUCUUCAAGGGGCUGGCGGCAGACCAGACCCAAGCCCUCUACGUGGGCGACGCCAUCCUGUCGGUGAACGGGGCAGACCUGCGGGACGCCACCCACGACGAGGCGGUGCAGGCGCUGAAGCGCGCAGGCAAGGAGGUGCUCCUGGAAGUGAAGUACAUGCGAGAAGCCACACCAUAUGUGAAGAAAGGCUCCCCGGUAUCCGAGAUUGGGUGGGAAACACCACCGCCUGAGUCCCCUCGGUUAGGGGGCGGCUGCUCAGACCUUCCAUCCUCGCAACCCUUCUCCUUCCACAGAGACCGGAAAAGCAUCCCUCUGAAGAUGUGCUACGUCACUCGGAGUAUGGCCUUGGCUGACCCUGAGAACAGGCAUCUUGAAAUCCACUCUCCAGAUGCUAAGCACACAGUGAUCCUAAGGAGCAAAGACUCAGCCGCUGCCCAGGCCUGGUUCAGCGCCAUCCAUUCCAACGUUAGUGACCUGCUGACCCGGGUCAUCACGGAGGUCAGAGAGCAGCUGGGGAAAACAGGCCUUGCUGGAAGUCGAGAGGUCAGGCAUCUGGGCUGGCUUGCAGAAAAGGUGCCUGGGGAGAGCGAAAAACAGUGGAAGCCAGCCCUAGUUGUGCUGACUGAGAAGGACCUUUUAAUCUAUGACAGCAUGCCACGGAGGAAGGAAGCUUGGUUGAGCCCAGUUCACACCUACCCUCUUCUCGCCACCAGGCUGGUCCACUCAGGUCCAGGGAAAGGGUCACCCCAGGCUGCUGUGGACCUCUCCUUUGCGACACGAACUGGUACCAGGCAGGGGAUUGAAACACAUCUCUUCAGGGCAGAGGUCAGCAGGGACCUCUCACACUGGACACGGAGCAUAGUUCAAGGUUGCCACAACUCUGCCGAACUCAUUGCUGAAAUCACCACAGCUUGCACCUACAAAAACCAGGAGUGCCGUUUGACCAUCCAUUAUGAGAAUGGAUUUUCCCUAACCACUGAACCACAGGAGGGUGCCUUUCCCAAGACAAUCAUACAAUCUCCUUAUGAAAAGCUGAAAAUGUCUUCAGAUGAUGGAAUCAGGAUGCUGUAUUUAGAUUUUGGAGGCAAAGAAGGAGAGAUUCAACUGGACCUUCAUUCCUGCCCCAAACCAGUGGUUUUCAUCAUUCACUCAUUCCUGUCAGCUAAGAUCACAAGAUUGGGCUUGGUGGCCUGAAUGGAGGGACAACUUGCCUUUCACAAAGGACAGUUUGUGAGAACGUCAGAAAGUGAAACACCAGACCCCAUUUGCAGUGAGCUCUGCUCCCGAUGUAGCAUGCCACCGCCAGUUUAGCUCCCCGGCAUCCUGUGUAACCAUCCCAGACUCUUGCGUCAGCUUCACCGACAACAAGGGAGUUCCCUAAGAGCACCACAGUAUCAGAAUAAAACUGUCUUUAUAGAACAGUGAAAGUGUAAAGAGGUGAGAGCAAUUGGAAACAUGCAACAUAGCUUUCAAAUAAUGACAAGCAAGGACAUGAGCAUUAGAACAGCAUGUACAGAUCUUAAUCAUCCUCGUUUCAGGCAACUGGUUCCCCCAGGUAAGCAAGGGCUGAAUAGAGGAGGCAUGGACAUUUCCACACACACAUACACACAUACCAGUUACAAUGAUCUCUUUUUUAUCGUGAUUGAUUUCCUACUUCUAAUUGAGUUGACUUUCACUGGCAAGGAAAGAAAUGUAUUUCAGUUGGAAACCCACCUUUUAUUUAGUAUGAAGCAGCUGUUACUUUUUCUUAAUGAACUAUCUUUCAGUGAUGUAGAAUGAUUCUGAAGUGUCCUCAUUAGCAUGAUCGGGAAUUAGAUAAAGCAUCAAAUACCAAUCUGAGCUGUAAGCUGGUGGAAUCUGAGCCAAGGUAGACUGCUUAAAUUGUAAAGCUUCCCUGAAGAGUAGUGUGCAUGAAAGAUGAUUAAUUCUGAAUUGGACUCACUCCAAGGUCGGCUAGCCAAGACUGAUAACUUUAUUUAUAGAAAGCAAAUUAUGGAUAUUUUUAAGAUUGCCAUAUAUGUGUGUGUAUAUGUGUGUGUGUAUACAUGUAUAUAGAUACACACAUAUACAUGUAUAUAGAUACAUAUGUAUGUAUCUCUCUAUAUAUAAACACAUGGAGUUAACUAUUCCCAUCUCAUGAUUUUCAGUGGAAGUACUGAACCGUUUCUUGAUCCUUGUUUCUGCCUGUGCUUGCAUGCAUGCAUCUUCACAGAAGUACUAGAGUACCUCAUCUAUGGAUGAUGCUGGGUUUUAUGUAUAUAUAGUCUCAGCACUAUAAUCCAAACUAUUGAUCACAUCUGCAGCUCUUGGAAUUCCAGGGAAAUAAUACAAUGAAUGACCUGAUAUUUUUCUACAAGAGUAUUUUCAGACACCAUCUAGCACAUUACCAAUUUAAAACUUUUGCUUUUUAUUUUUCAAAACAACUUCACUAAAAAUACACCUAUUAUAUGAUUUUCAAGUCACUUUCCUCCAACCUUGAAAAUUUCUAGAAUUUCUAUAAACAUGUAGCCUUUCUUUUUCCUUUAGUUGAUAGAUAUUCAGGUUUAGAUUUGUGUGUUUUUUUAAAAUCACAUUUUAGCAAAUACCUAUGCAAAGAGCUUUAAAAAGUGGAUCUGCUUAAAGGAAUACAAUUUUACUCAUGCAGACUUGUGCUUAUUAACAGAGUUGCACUUUUAUUUUCAAUCCUUGUUUCCCUUAAGUGUGUAUCAUGCAAGACUAGUUCCAGAGGGCCUCAACUGGUGAUGUUGGGGGCCAGGGUAUGGAAUAAGAAGUUUGGUAAUAAAGUGUUUGUUAAAUACCGAGUUAUAAAAUGUCAAACAGGCUUCAUGAUUGCAAACCUCCUCAGGCUUUUCAUGUACGUUGUGAUUCUUCCACAGGAGAGCCAAUGAGCCAUCCUUAUGCUUAUCUGCAGAACCCUUUUCUUCUGAACCUAGUUUUAAAAAAGCUCACCUUGGAAAACACAGUAUUUGUUUGCUUCUUUGUUUCCUAUUUUGAAAUGCUGAAGAGUGAAGUCCAAGCCUGAGUACUGUCAGAAAGCUUUGAUGCAUUGUAAAUUAUACUGUAUUCUCAUUAUAUAUUUUCAAAAUCACUGGAAUGUUGUAUACAAGAGAAUUAUACUUAUGUAUUGUAAAUAAUAUUAAAAUACAUAUAUUAAUGCUUAUAGUUUGAUUCAAUAAUAUGUAAUCUAAGGUGCUGAGUACUACAUGAAGUAUGAGUUAAUUACUCAUAAUUAAAUUGCAAAGUUCUCUUAUAUAUUUAUAGACAAAUUAAAACGAUCAAAAUUACAAUAUUACUUCUACGUCCCUGGUUUUUGACCCUGAAGGUUGGGUGGGGUCAACAGAAACUAACUACAACUCUGCAUUUAUAAACAUUUAAUUUAAAUAUUUAUAUUUUAGAAAAAUGAUUUGAAUAAAAUUAAUGCAUUUUCUGCAUUAAAAUGUGUUUAGGAAGAACUAGAAAAUUUUACUAAGAGAAUUGUAUUUAUGAAUCACGUUUUUCCUCUAAGUGCAUCAUAUCAGUGGGGCUAUGAUGAAUCCACUUCAGAUACUCAUUCUGAAUUCAGUAAGUUACAAGACUUUACGCUGCAGCUCUUAAUCUUGUCUUCAUGUGUGUUAGGAAUGUUGUGAUUGGUACAAACUGCUGGAUAGUGCCCAGGCGCAGUCAUCAAAUCAGCAGUCACUUUGGAGAAUUUAUUUUUGUCCAGUUAGCUCUGUGCUCAAAGCCCAUUUCUUAUUUGAAUCAAUGAAUUACUAAGUGUUUGUCCUUUACGGGUGAGCCAGUGCAAAUGAAUGAUGCUUUCAUCUGUUCUCAGCGGGCAGCUGCCCAGUGCUAGAUGUGGCAAGGCAAGCCCUUUGGUAUUACAACAGUUAGAACAUCCUGCACAAAUUUAAAGAAAGCCAAAAAGAAAACAGAGAUCAGUUUUUUUGACUUGAACUAAUUAAGAGAAACAAAACCAUAAAACUAUUCUAAAAAUAGGCCAGCAGAGGCAUUGAAAUAAUUCUCUCAGUUGAUAGAAUUAAAAUGCUAAAUAAAAAGCACAACCCUUUUAUCCAAAAGCUUAUUGACACUGCGUGGCUGAAGUCAGAACAAAUGAUGUUCAUGAUCAGAAUUCCCCUAAAUAAAGGCAAGGGCUUUCAGAUCCUGGUUUUAUAAAUAUUUGACUAUUCUAUCAUGAUGGGGCUGGCAUGAGUGAGCAGGGGUGAGGAGAUAAUUUUUGAAUGUACCUUGAGUUUAAAAAUGUGCCUAUGUUUAUAGCACCAUGGAUACCAUGUAACAUUUAUAUGUGAAUUAAAUAAAUA